Molecule: messenger RNA, 540 nt
Organism: Acanthosepion pharaonis
Lineage: Eukaryota; Metazoa; Mollusca; Cephalopoda; Sepiida; Sepiidae
Source: the annotation of a GenBank genome assembly
AUGAUUAUUCGAUUUGCAAUGUAUGGUUGUCGGAAUCGUCCGUUCUUCCACAUUGUUGUUAUUCCUCAACGCAGGACUCGUCAAGGUAAAAUCAUUGAACAGAUUGGAACAUACGACCCUUUGGUUAAUCGCCUCAAUGAGAAGCUGGUGUCAGUGAACUUUAAUCGACUGAGUUAUUACUUGGCUGCUGGAGCCCAUAUGACAAAAUCUGUUGCUCAACUCUUUGGUUUGAGCGGUUUUCUUCCUUUGCACCCUAUGAGUAUCAUUAAUGCCGAGCGUAAUUCAAAAAAGGCAGCUGCAGCAGCCAAAGAAGAUGAGGGUUCUUCAGUGUAUUUGGUAGUCUGGAACAAGGCCAGAGAAGCUGUGUGGGGUUUGGCAAAGCAGAUCUUGAACAAACUGGCAUAUGUCCCUCUCACAAACUGCAAUUCGAGCAGGCUGGUUCCUUCUUCUUCUUUUAAUACCCCCGUACUCUCUCUCAUUUCGCUCAUCCAUUUUUAUGAACCCUUGCACAAACCGGUGGUUGGGAAAUUGAUUGCCUGA